Messenger RNA from Zea mays, 2537 nucleotides. Its product is annotated as bromodomain-containing protein 4. Gene Ontology annotation, molecular function: protein binding. The coding region runs from base 326 to 2050 and encodes 574 amino acids. Lineage: Eukaryota; Viridiplantae; Streptophyta; Magnoliopsida; Poales; Poaceae. The transcript is spliced from 10 exons. The record is from RefSeq and is a predicted model, not a curated record.
UCACAAAUAACUUUUAUUGAAUCAUUUUCAUGUGGAUAAUCAUCACCGAGCCGGUUACCUAGUUCGUUCGAUAUCAAGCCGUAACUACUACACAAAACACAAGUUACACAACCCCGGCUCCCGCUGGCGCACACGCUCCUCACGUGCCGCACCCGAAACGUCCCAAGAAAAAAGGGAGAAAACUCACCGAAAAGUCUACCCACCUGGGCCCUGGCCACCUCCCCCCUGCUCGCUCACGACCCCCAACACGCGAGUACGCGACGACGCCCCUCACAAAAACAGGGGCCAAAAAGGAUAAAAAAAAGUGGGGAAAAGAACGCCGGGAAUGGGCAAGCAGCAGCAGGCGCCACCGGCGCGGCGGUCCCCGGCGAUGUCGGCGCCUCCGCCGCCGAAGCGCCGGAAGAAGAAGGGCCGCCCGUCCCUGCUCGACCUCCAGAAGCGGAGCCUCCGCCUCGAGCAGCAGCAGCUACCCCAGGGGCGCCGCUCCAACCGCAGGAGCGCCGGCUCCGCGGACGAGGACGACGAUGGGCCCGCCUCCGGCUCCGGCCGCCGCGAGAAGAAGCUGCGCCUCGUCAUGGGCCUCCACGACGGAUCAGCCAAGGGAGAAAAGAUGAGGAAAGCGACGGAUGGGCGUGAAGAGCCGUCAGAUUCCGGGCCCACAACACCUUUACCGAACAAAAAGUUGUUGCUCUUCAUCCUCGACAGGCUACAGAAGAAGGAUACGUAUGGUGUAUUUUCAGAGCCUGUUGAUCCUGAAGAGCUACCUGACUAUCAUGACAUUAUAAAGCAUCCAAUGGAUUUUUCGACAAUAAGAAAGAAGCUCGAUAAGGAGGCCUAUUUCAACUUGGAGCAAUUUGAGGAUGAUGUGUUCCUGAUAACCUCCAACGCGAUGUGUUACAAUUCACCAGAUACAAUAUACUAUCGACAGGCACGAGGUAUUCAAGAGAUUGCUAAAAAGGAUUUUGAGAAUCUUAGGCAAGAUAGUGAUGCCAGUGAACCAGAACCGGAACCAGAACGAGAACCCAAGCCGGAGCCCGAACCAGAAGAACCAAAGCCACAGCCUCGCCGGGGCAGGCCUCCAAACAAGAAUAAUGCCAAACAGAAAGUUGGGAAGCCACCAGCAGAACGUGCCACUGCAGACUUUUCUGGUGCAACACUUGCUACUGCGGCAAAUAUUGGACGGCAUGCACAGGCAGAUGUUGAUCUGUCACGAAGAGUAAUGGAUAAAGCGAUGAUUGCGGAUGUGUUGAGAGCUUCUUUUGCCAACCUAAGGAAUGAGCACAACUGGUCUGGUGAGCGGAAGUUUGAAAGACUUGAAGCUUACUCAGGUUAUGGGGGUACAUGGUCUGCAAAAACGGGGAAGAGGCCGAUUCUGAUGGAAGAUAGUCGCCGGAGCACAUAUUAUGAGACUCAACCAUCCAGUUCAAUAUAUGAGCUGCCGGUAUCGUCCUCCUACAAUGGGACCGAGAAGCUGCUAGUACCAGUUGGGGUUCAGUUACCGCAGUCCUAUUCCCACAGCCUGGCACGUUUUGCUGCACAACUUGGCCCUGUUGGCUGGGAAAUUGCGUCAAGACGACUUGAACGGAGCCUUGCUCCUGGAACAAAGUUUGGUCGUGGCUGGGUAGGAGAUGGUGAAACGCCGCCGAACCCAUUUCAGACACCUGUACUCGCUGCAUUUUCAGAAACAAUGGCACCACCGAGCAGUAUAGCAGCAUCAGGUGAGCAGCCAUCUAUGAACGCGCCCCCCGCCACAGAGGCCUGUGCUGGCAGCAUAAGCCAUCGGGUGGGAUCUCAGCCAUGUGCUUCUAUCAGCACAGUGCAGACGAUAAAUUCCGAAGCAUUAGCAAGCCAGCAAUGCGGAUCCGUACCACAGGUUUCUAUAAACCGAGGCGAACGUGCUGUUGAGAUGAAGGGCAGCACUAAUAAUCUUCACGGGCACCCGGCCAUGCCGCAAACUAUGAAUGGUUUCAAUGCCGUUCCAGGACGGGUGCUGUUCCCACCUGCGGCUCAACUGGUGGUGAGUCAGAUGCAGACACAUACGGCUGAUUGAGUAACAAGUAGCCAUUGGAUCAACAUUGUCAACAUGGCAAUUGAACAUUGCCCGCUUCCAUUCAUCAGUCGCGGUCACCAAGCGACGACGGCCUUAAGCCGCACCCUGCCAGUGGCUUGGCGCCCACCACAUUGGGGGUGUCUGGUCGCUGUUGAAUCGUCGCGCCUCAACCUGGCGCUGCAACUGUGAAUCUGUUGUGUAAUUGCGUAAGUAGGAAUUAGGAUGAUAACGUGCAUAGAUGUGUUGGGCGGAUGGUGUAACAGCGGUGAGUUGCAGUUUGGAGAUUUAGCGAUUCUGAAUGUGUAGUAGAAAAACCACAGGGGAAACGAAACAACAUCUGUAUAGACUAUUCAGGAUCAGGAGGUUUUUUUAGCGUUUCGGCGACUAGCAACAGGUGCGAUCGAGCAUGAAAUCGUGCGAACCAGAUUGUCUGUUGCCGGUAUUGUUUCUAUAUACAUCAAUCUGACGGUGUUCUGGGUUGCAGGUA